GGCUAACAAGCGCAUUUACAACAAAUACAAUAUGUGUAUAAUAUAACAAUGUAUAGAAUUUCUAUAAAUGGAUUUCAACUUCAGAAAAUAACAGUAAAACAAGUUCAAUACAUUUCACCCAUACGAGUCGGUCUUUAUAUGGGAUUGUGUACAAUGCGCUAUAGCAACUCAUAAUCGAUGCAUUGAACCCCUAGCAUUAAACCUGGCCUUUUCAUGAAAGAAAAUAAAUAAGUCAAUAUUGGAGAUUAGCAGGCAAAUGAGGAGAAUUCUCCUAAUCCGAAUGUGUUAAUAAUUGAAGGAUAUAAGUUCACAUGUAAUAUUUGGGAUCGGGUACACUGGUCAAGUUAAGUGCAGGUGAAAUUUUGAAACAAAAGGAUCAUAAGUUAUAAAUAAGAACUUAUCAGUGAAUACAGUAACGAUUUACUACAUUUACUACAAUGGCAGAAUGUGAUAAAUAAAAACCAAGAUGGCGGGUGACAGUUUAUGUGUCGGAGACGUGGUCUGUUUAUAUUCUGAGGAGUCAUACGGAUUUGUGUUCAGCUACCAAACUAGCACGAUCCACUCAGAGCUUGGUGUUUAUGGCAGACAGGAAAGGGAGAAGCCAGACAUCCCCGAUCCCCAAGUGGUCAGUUUUAAAAUAUGUGUGCCAAAUAGAUACAAGUUAAAUAAAAAACAUCGGAAAUUGUUGGAGAAGUCCGAAGCCGCUCCCAAUGACCUUCAACUCAAGAACCAGUCAUCCCAAGCCAAGUUGGCGGCGGAUGCAGAGAAUGAAGACAAUAAAUCAGAACAGGGAAGGCAGCUUGGAAAGAAGCUCCUCUAUGGACAAGUUAUACAGUUGCGGCAUGUGUUCUCUGGGAAGUUCAUCCACGUGAGUACGACGCAGACAUCAAAGACGGAGUCUUCGAACAUGCAGGUGGAGCUAAAUCCUCAUAAUUUGAAACAAGCUCAGUUCCGGGUGAUGCCAAGGUACAAAGUCAAAGCUGAGGGAGAUAUCGUACAAGUAGCGGACCAAGUAGUCCUGGAAAGUGUAAAGUCCCCAGGCCAAUUCCUUCACGUUAGCAAAUCACAAUUUGGUGUGCAAUCUGUUUAUGCGAACGAACACGAGUUGAAUCUAUCUGUACGUCAAAGUGGUUUCUCCUGUUAUCGAAGAGACAAACCUACGUCAGAUCACGAGAACAAACUAAAGGCAGGAGUGCCUAUACGCCUAUAUCAUAAGGAAGUGGAGGCUUACAUGGUCGCAGAGGGGUUAUUCGGUGAAGAUCUCAUGGAAGAUGUACACCUACGUGUUAGAGCUCUCGAUCAGAACAAUCCAAAAACACUUUUCCCUUCAAGUUCUGCACUCACCUAUUGGGAAAUUGAAUUUGAAGGCGGGGGAAUCGAUGGGGGUGUCAUAAAGUGGGAACAACAGGUUAGGAUAAGACAUAUGUGUACAAGAAAGUGGUUGAAGGUAAACAAGUCAGCUGUGACAUUAACAGAGAGUCACGAUGAUCCGUCCACUGUCUUCAAACUACAUCCUGUCAUAAAGGAGGGCGACGAGAUCAUGUACGAGACAUACUGCAGAAUAGAGCACGCUGUCACCGGGACGUGGCUUCAUGCCUUACAUGAUGAAUAUGGACGCACUCAGGUCUUUGAUGACAAUGACACUUCGAUGGCUGGUUUAAAGUGGACCCACGCCCCAUUGAAGAAGUUGACCCUUAGCGAGGAGAUGCAGUAUGAUGAUGCGUUUACAAUACAAUACGUAGAGCAGGAUCUCGUGGAAAUAUUCAACUUCAUGGCUGGCAUGGUGCCUUUUAUACAAAAACUCAUAAAAGACAAAAAAGAAAAAGGAGUUCACCUCAAUUCGAAAACAACUCAUGAGAUCGCUACUGCACUGAACGAAACUAAGAAAUUCAUGAUCGUUAAUAGUGUCCCUUCUAAACAAAGACAGAAGUUGCUAAGGAAUCUUAGAAUCGUGGAGCUAUUGGUGAAACUGCUUCAAAUCCCAUAUAGACACAGCCCUGAUCAAACGCACCUGACAAAGAUCUUCGUGGAAGGCUAUGACGUAUUAUACACAUAUCUAAUGGGUGACAGCAGGAAGAAUGAAUUGUACAUCGCUAAACAUAUUGAGUUCUUCCAAUCCCAGAUAUCGUACGAGGGCGAUAUUGGUCUCAAUGCAGCCCAUAUGGUGAUGGAACUGGUAAAGGAUAACAGAAAGAUAGUUGAUCGAAUAACACAUGCUCACAUCGACAGCUUUGUAGAACUUCUUCAAAGAAACAAGAAUUUCCGAUACCUCGAUUUGCUGAGCGUGCUCUGUGUAUGUGAUGGUGUCUCAAUUCCAGACAAUCAGAAAUAUAUUGUGGAAAUAUGGCUCACAAAAGGACAGCGGAACUGCGUAUUUUACACUGAACUAGGCCAAGCUAUAGAGAAGGAUUCAAAUGUUGUGUACGUCUCAUGUGACAACAAGAGAACAUGGAUUGCCUUACACGACUUUGUCCAUCAGAAAAAGUUGGAAAUAGAUGAGGAGUUCCUCUUUCUUGAUCAUCAGUUGGACCUCUUUGGAAAACUCUGCUAUGGACGCAAUGAAUUUGCCAUCAAUGUAAUAACACAGGAACUUGGCUAUCUGACAUGGCAAGAGGCAUUCCUCUGUCUAACCAAUAAGCAGCUACCAGAUCAACUCAGGGCAAAGUAUUGCCAUCUCAUCAUCAGUCUCUUUGUUGACGUUGGUGAGAACACAUCUGUAUUGGAUCGUAUUAACCUCACCUUUGUCUAUGAUGACAUAGGUUUGGGUAACUCUGACACGAUUAAAGAAAACAAAGACAAGGAAGGGAUGACACCAAGAUCAUCAGCAACCACUAAAUAUUUCCCACAACUUCGUGAUUGGAUCGAGGUGUUCUUAGAAGAGAACAAGGAUAUGACGGCAUCUCUGAUUGGUCACAACAUGCUCGUCGAACAGGUAUUGCGGCUGGUUCAUUACCUCGUAAAGUAUGGUUACUAUGGCCAGACUGAUGAUAUUAAGAAACUACUCGGACCUUUACUCAGCCUACUUGAUGGUCGUAACGACAAACCAUACCCUGUCGUUUCAGGUGUCUCGGAAAAUGUCCUUUCUCACUACAGAAAGGUUGGAAGAUUUAGGCAGAGUCCCGAAACAAAGGCAAUUGUAGAUGCAAAGCAUCAGGCAAUGGAAGUGCUUGACUUGUUCUUUAACUUUCGGUUCAAUACGCGAUUGGAGAGAUUUGUCAGUGAAUUCAAAUCCAUUCACCAAAUGAGUACAAGUCCAUACACCAAGUCAUCUCAUGGAUCAGAGUUAGGAUCACUUCUCUACGAAACGUUCCAGCUAGAGGAAAGCAGCAGCGUCAAUAGUUGCGCAAUGAGAGUUUUAAAUGAGAUGUUCACGGAGUCAUCCUAUUUCAAAGGCUUCGCUUUGGUGGACAUAUUACUAGACCUGUCGCAUUAUGAAUAUGAUAAGAUGGUCACCCAGUCAAUGCAGCUUCUUAAUCGCUACUACUCGGCUCAUGACUAUUUAUUCAAGAGAGCCGUGCAAGCUGAGAUUCUGAUAACUGACAAAUCGUGUGAGGUUCUUCACAAAUUGCGUGCAAUGCUGCCAGGUAUGAGGAGACUCGCUACAUCUAAGAUGAACCAAGAACAGACGAAUAUGAUGAGUAACAUUCUCGAUAAGAUGAUAGGAUUUUGUCACUUGGAAAACGAGCCAGAAGAGAGACACCCAAUGAAUCAGAAUAUCCUAUACAAUCAUGAAGUCGUCGCAGAUUGCUUUAACAUUCUGUCACAAGAAAUAGACGUGAGACUCCUGGACCAAUAUGCUGGCUUGAAAAAUAUCUUCAAAAAGACGUUUAAGUUGAUGAAAAUGCUAUCCAGGGGGAACUGUGUAGUGCAACAUAGACUGUUCAACAGACUCGACAAGCUACUUGGUGUAAAGGGUGCCGAGUCAGAAAUGGCCGAGUGCCUAACAGAGGUUUUCACAGGAAACAAGUCUACGUGUUUGAAGAUACUUGCUCACCAGGUCCAGAAGAUAAUGUCCAUUGCGGCAGCUAAUGUGAAAUCAUCACCCGAAUUCCUUGACCUCCUAAACGCUAUUGUAAAGGUAGAAGAACUCAAUCUGCCACUUAAGAGGAAUCAGGGCUAUGUAAUGAAAUAUUUCAUGCAGUAUAGGAGCGAAGUGGCUUAUAUGAUUGAUCAGGGAACUACUGAGCGCAUGCGCAUUCUCACUGGAGGAAAUUCGAAAGAUCUGAGCGCCUUGAUAUCCCUUGUUGAUUUACUUGCUACAUGUGCAGAGGACAUACCGUCAACAGGGAAAACGAAUGGUGCAAGUUAUACAAAAUCAGGUGAAAAUCGAUUCAUCGAGUCCAUAUGCCAGACAAUAUUCAGUGUAGAUGAACUACUGGAUGUGAUCAACCACAAGGAUAUAUCCAACAACUUGAAAAGACCAUACCUGCGCUUUCUCCUCUGGGUUUACUUAAACACUGCUGGAGGGAUGAUCGAGAGUGGAUCCGGAGAUAUGCCCCAUGACAGCCGUGUGUGGGCAUACAUAGAGAGCCUAGUUGCAGAGCUGAAGCAGCUGACUGUUUACACAGCAAAGAACAUAGAAACUGUGAAACAACUCCUCAAAAAACAACCAGACAAAUGUGGUUAUGGAAAGAUGGAGAUAUCUAUACCACUUGAUAACCCAGAGAAGUUGGACCAGCUAAUGAGUGAACAAGGGAGCACUGACCGGGAUUUACACCAUGGCGGCCUACACUACAUCUUUGAUGCAGUCAUGCCAUUCCUACAGGUCUUCUUUCGUACUUACUAUUCCCCUAACAGAGAAAGUAAUCCCCAAGAGGCGGAUUGUGUUGAUACAUUAGCAAAAUCUCUUGUGGACUUUGUCGAUUGCUGUGGACCUUUGUUAAGUGACACCACACAUGUGAAGACAAUGACAAGCUGCAUGAGUAGUGUCCUUUCGGCCUCCACUCUCCCUGUUAAGGUGAUGGAACAGUUCCAAGAGAAGUACGGGGCUGGUUCUGAACAACUUGACAUCAGAAGUGAUGCCAGGAAGGCAUAUGAGGAAUACUACCAAGCAGAAGAAGAACUAAAUGUGCAGUUGAACAUCUACUCAGUCAACUUCAGUGUUAUCUAUGGAGGGCCAAAUGAUGUAAAGACACAGAUUUCUUUCCCUAAUGAUAUAGAGUACACUGAUAUUGGCGGAAAUGAGGAACUCCCAUUAGGACAAGAGUUUCAAGAACACAUAAAGUGCUUUGUGAAUGAUGAUAAGACCCCAUCACAAAGAUACCAACUUGCUGGAAAGCUAGUGGAACAACUCCAAAUAUCAGCUUCCCACACCCAAUUGACAGAAAGGGAUCGAUUAGAACAGCAGAUGCUUGACAUCAAAUCUUUACAGUUGUUGAGAGCUUCAAUCCACAAUGAAAUAGUGAGACUACCAGAUGACUGGGAGAAUGAUAUCACAAAUAACAAAAAGAAACUCAAGAGGAUAGAAGAAGCACAGAACGCUCUCAAUGAGCAUGAUGCGAUAUUGAAAGUUCUUCCCCACCUGUCAAAACCAGGGGAUGACAUCAUAAGAGAGGUCCUGGCAUUCGUUGCCUGUAUGCUGUUUGGUGGAAACAAAAACGUUCAGGCAAGCAUGUGUGACUAUUUCUAUGGAACAAGAGAGGAGAGAUUCUUUGCCGCAGUUAAAAAUCGUAUGAACUUAUCUGCAAUUGCAACCAAAGAAAAACGGUCACUCAUGGCUCAACAUCAGGCAAAGAUAGACGAGGCAAUGGAGCAAGCAAAGGCUUUGAGGAAAGCUAUGAAAUCUGGCCAGAUAGCAGCACAGGAGAUAUUGGCUGCAAAUAAAACUCUAGGCUCUACAAUGAUAGGCUCCCGAAUGUCAAUUGGGAAGCGAAAGGGUGGACUACUUAAACCAGGGACUUCCCAAGGAAGACGAUCUGGUAGUAGACUCUCUUCUCGUGAUCCACGAAAACACCUGGGUGGAACUUCUAAUAUGUUACCCGACAUGCCAUCUAUGACAAAAGGUCAUAUCAGAGGUCACACUCCAAUGAGUAAACAAUCGCCACGUAUUGAUAGGCCCCAAAGCGUAUUUGCUACGCCAGGGUUAUGUGUCACAGAAGCAGAUGAAUCAGACAUGAUUGGUUUUGUUCAGGAGGACGCGACCAUUACGAAUGGAUCAUCUAGCAAGCUGAAAGGAAGAUACGGAAGGCUAAGGGCGAGUAAUACAAGUCUGAACUCAAACAAUGCUAAUGGAAGCCAGUUGUUGGUCAGCCAGCUCAAUACUCUGUCUCAACCAGCCAAAGAUGCCGAGACGCCAAGUGGCAUCGAACUGGUUCCCAUUCAGAAACAAGAGAGGACUCUUUCCAAAAACAAAGUAGGACCGAUGAGUGAGGUAGACUUGAAAGAAGAUGAUGACGACGAUGCUGAGCUACAACAGUUAGCAUCAAUGCUGGUUGGUGAGAUGGAUGAUCUUGAUUAUAAGGACGAGGGAUAUAUAGAACUUGUUCUCAGAGUGCUGGCGUUUAUGUGUGAUGGUCAAAACGCGGAGAUCCAAAACUAUCUCAGGGAACAGCCAGACAACAUUAAGUCGUUCAAUCUUGUGGCUGAGACUGCCCGGUUCUUAAGUCUCCUUUAUUCCAACAUCAAUGCCAAUACAAUAGGCCUUGUGACUCAGCUCUUCAAUACACUUGUGGAAUUCACAUCGGGCAAUAUCUACAAUCAGGCGAUUGUGUUCGAUAAUAAAGUUUGUGAUUAUAUAAAUUUUAUAUUGCGAAGCUCUUCUUUCCAAGGAUGCACUGCUGGAGAGAUAUUAGAGCUUAAACAAGCUAUUGUGACACUUAUCAAAUCUCUAACAGAGGAAAAUACAAAGAUAUCAAAGGAUGUGCCAGCUAAAUCACCAACACAGAAAGGAGAUCAACUACAAAGAGAGCCGUUUGAAGAGAUGCAAUUACCGCAUGAGAAGGACAAGAAAAGCAAUGCAAUGCUUAAAGCUUUGCCAUUCAUUAACCCGUUACGAAAGGAUGUGACUGAGUCCUUGGACACUGACAGCAUACACCAGGUGAUGAUAGAUUGCUUCAAACUUAUACAGCCUAAAGAUGCCAUACAGAAGCAUGGUGAAGAUAUGGUCGACUUUUUAAAUGAUGUUGGGUUUGCCUAUUACCACGUACUGUGCAGGAUGAUGGAUCUCGAUGAAAAGGGCACAAUUAAGAAAGAUGACCUGAUAAAGACCAACCUAGACGAGAUAGCAUGGGAAUAUUACAGCGCAAGCACUCUUUCCAUUGAAAUACUCAAAGAUGAUCAACUUCAGAAAAUUUAUUUUCGUGUAAAAGACAGGAAUGUAUUAAGAGAAGAAAUCAAAGAAAAGUUCAAAUAUGAAGUUGACAGGACUUCGCCAAGCAACAAACUUAGAGAUUUCAUGGACUGGUCAAAAGACAUUAUGCUCGAUAUUAAGAAACAGCAAAGAAUAUCAAAAAAUCCGCUUGCUAGAUUCCUGGUGCAGUUCUGGUGGCACUUUAACAUCAUGGCGAUCCUGUUUAGCUUUCUGAUUGCGAUUGUCGUACUGGUCACUUGGAAGGAACCGGUCAAUCCAGAUGGAACAUCACAAACAAACAGCUCUGUACCAUUGUACCUAGGACCUGGGAACGAGGCUAAGAUUACAAUUUACGUCCUAUGUGGAAUACAUAAUCUCAUAUGUCUCUUCGUCUACAUCAGUUACUUCCUGAGCAAUACUCCAACGUUUCCUACAUCACAUGAUGUGAAGAGCUUCUUUAGUAAAAUCUUUAUAUCCUGUAUGGGGAGGCCUGCAGACAAACGCAAAGUGCAUGGAAUCUCAAAUGAUGAUGAUGACAAUAGAGAUUCUAACCUUGAGAUUAAAUUCUUUAGUGCCAAAACAUUUUAUUAUACAUUAUUUCUGGUUAUGUCUGUGCUAGGGACCGUAUAUCAUGGAUAUUUCUCCUGCUUCCAUCUCAUCCACAUUGUUAAUGUCAACCAGCUACUUGGUCGCGUUAUGAAGGCCAUCACUAGCAAUGGUAAAUCUCUUUUGUGGGUCGCAGUGUUAGGCCUGAUAUUCUUCUACAUUUACGCCCUCAUUCUCUUUGGGUUCUGGAGGGUUAUCUUUGACCCUCAAAUAGGCGGUUACUGUACAACAAUGUACGAAUGUCUUGUCACUGUGAUGCACAAGGGGCUAAUAUUCGGCAUAUUUGAUGAGGAUUACAUGACUUCACCCGGCGACCAGCCUUUUCAAUAUUGGGCAAUGAAGGCAGCUCUUGACAUUUCAUUCUUUAUUCUUAUCACCACUAUUGGUCUGAACAUCAUCUUUGGUAUCAUUGUGGAUACUUUUUCUGAACUCAGGGACAAUAAGUGGAAAAUUGACAAUGAUUUGAUGACAACAUGUUUCAUAUGUAGCAGAGGAAGCUACGACUUUGAGCACCAAGGAGGGGGUUUUGAGCACCAUGUCAAGACUGAGCACAACCAAUGGGCAUAUCUCUUCUUCUUCAUACAUCUAAGUGAGACACGAGCAAAUGACUACACGGCCUUGGAGUUUUACGUCAACAAACUGGUUGAAAAGGAGAAUUUGGACUUCUUCCCCAUGAACAGGGCUCUAGCUUUACAGCAUGAGGGCGACAGUGCCGAGAUGAAGAUGGAACUGAUGAUAGAACAAAUCAACUUCCUGGUACAACGAGUCAGGGAAGAUGAGGUUUUCAAGCAGAGGGAGUUAGAACGUAAGAAACAACUUGAAUGGGAAGAACAACAUAAAACAGUAUCAGGUCCAGGAAGACGAACUAAAAGUCCGGACCAGUCACGGCGGAGCAGACCAGCUGAUGAUGAUUAAAAACAUAAUGUUCAAGAAGAUCGUAGACUGUAUUAACUGACACUCAAUGUGCUGCCACAUGCCGACGUUAGGGAAUUUAUGAUGACAUGAUUGAAUUUGUAUCAGCAGCGACAAGCAUUGAAGAACUGUUGUACCAUCAUCGAAUUGCUCAAAAUUUGAGUUAUCCAAUUCGUAGAAAUUAUGUUAUAAGAUAAUAUGAUUAUCUUACAAAUAACAAAUUUAAAAAAUGAUCAAUGAGCCAAGAAGUAUUAAUUUGAUGUAUGUUCAUAUAAUGUACCAUAUCAUUUUGACACUGGUAUAAAACUAUUUCAAUUAGAGAAAUGUUAACUAUAUUUUGAGAUGUUUUGUACAAUUAUUUUCUGUUAUAUGAUAUAAACUAUAUUUUUAAUGUAAAUACUAUACCGAUGGCUGUAAAUAAUAUGUAGCAUGUAGGUUGAUAACUUCAAUUUAUGAAAGUGGACAUAUAUUCCAACUAAUAUUAUGCACAUUGUGUCCCAUUGUAUAUAGCUACGUUCUAGUCAUGCAUCAAUCGGACUUUGUACAGUUUUGCCCAAAGGAUCUGACUUGGGUUGUUAGCUGAUGAUCCAAGUACCGUUAUCUCGAACAAUUACAAUGAUUGGGUAGAAAUUGCUAUCGAAGGAUGCCUCGAGUAGAAUCUUUAAUUUGCACUACCUGGACGUCAUUUGUGUUAAGUAAAUUGUAGUAUGUAUUUAUCGCACAUGUAAUAUAUAUUUAAGAAAUAAAUAUAAUGAUUAUGAUCUCUUUACUGUAACAAA
Owenia fusiformis is the source of this 9585-nucleotide messenger RNA. The record is from the annotation of a GenBank genome assembly. NCBI's taxonomy places the organism in Eukaryota, Metazoa, Annelida, Polychaeta, Sabellida, Oweniidae.